This is a messenger RNA of Esox lucius (northern pike), 4999 nucleotides long. It is a transcript of the gene pias1b, whose product is annotated as protein inhibitor of activated STAT, 1b. Gene Ontology annotation, biological process: protein sumoylation; regulation of transcription by RNA polymerase II. The transcript has 13 exons. Lineage: Eukaryota; Metazoa; Chordata; Actinopteri; Esociformes; Esocidae. The record is from RefSeq and is a predicted model, not a curated record. Bases 1374 to 3317 code for a protein of 647 amino acids. Gene Ontology annotation, molecular function: zinc ion binding; transcription coregulator activity; SUMO ligase activity.
UGUUCCUUAAUUCAUCAAAUGUGAAGAGGCUUUUUUUGAAUCGUCAGGGGUCAGUUCAGUUAGACCUCCAUUCUAGGAUUACGUCUGAUAGGACUUAGUUCAGUUAGACCUCCAUUCUAGGAUUACGUCUGAUAGGACUUAGUUCAGUUAGACCUCCAUUCUAGGAUUACGUCUGAUAGGACUUAGUUUAGUUAGACCUCCAUUCUAGGAUUACGUCUGAUAGGACUUAGUUCAGUUAGACCUCCAUUCUUGGAUUACGUCUGAUAGGACUUAGUUCAGUUAGACCUCCAUUCUUGGAUUACGUCUGAUAGGACUUAGUUCAGUUAGACCUCCAUUCUAGGAUUACGUCUGAUAGGACUUGGUUCAGUUAGACCUCCAUUAGGGAUUUGGAUUCAAAAUUUUUUAAUUAUGGUUAUGAUUUGCUAUUUUCAAACAUGGUGUAAACAGUGUAGAUAACUUCACUUUAAAAUAUAGAUUAUAUCCUAUAGAAUGUGCUAUUAAACUGAAUAAGAAACAAUUUAAAAUUCAGUGUUUUAUAUUUUGCAUAUUUGUACCAAUUUGAAGGUACAGUCUGUGUCCAAACAUUGAACUAGGCUGUUCAUUUACCUACUCAUUUAAUGCAAUAGCUUUUGCUGCAUUUGCUAUACUUGUGUAGUUGCCAUAGCUAGUUAGGCAAAAUGUCUCAACCAUUUAGGUGUAUGUUGUCCCAUAUUAAGUAUAUUUUAGGCACCGACAUUGAAGUCAAAACUUUUAAUAACCAUGCUGUUGUGUAUAUGGGACAAUAUAUCUUGGUGCCACUUGCUAACUUGAAGCAGACGUCUUUUCUAGCAGUUGCAGUUUUAACUCAAACUAACAUUGAAAAUCCAUCAAGUAUUUAAACAAAAUGACCCCCACAUAACAUUCAGCAACAAGGCUGUUCAACGCUCAUUAGUUAUAUCAUCCCAUGUAGCCUGCUUCUGACUGUUAUCCCAUGUAGCCUGCUUCUGACUGUUAUCCCAUGUAGCCUGCUUCUGACUGUUAUCCCAUGUAGCCUGCUUCUGACUGUUAUCCCAUGUAGCCAGGGGCUGGUUUUUCUAAGAUUAUCUGAUUGGAUUACCCCAGUCGGCUAGGAUUACAUUUUAGAAGUUAGAGUUAGUUAAAGUUUUUAACAUCAAACAUGUGAUUCUGAUAAAUGGGGCUUUGAUUUACCCUAUAGGGAUAAGGGUUUUGUCAGCAAAUCUGAUAUAUAAUCAAGAUUUUAGGUCGUUCUGCGUUUCACAAAAUUCGGAAACUGACUAUGUUGAAUAGAUCUCAUCCCCCAAAACAGGACUAUCUUCAUCCCACUAGAAAGGUGAAAGGCAGUACCACCCAAACAUUUCAACGUAAUUAAGCAAAUGGUGAUGAGCCUUCGUGUUUCAGAGCUACAGGUGUUGCUAGGCUACGCGGGACGCAACAAGCACGGACGCAAACACGAACUGUUGACCAAAGCCCUGCAUCUGCUGAAGGCCGGCUGCAGCCCCGCCGUCCAGAUGAAGGUCAAGGAGCUCUACAGACGCCGCUUCCCCACCAAGAUGGUGUCUCCAGUGGACCUGGCCGUGCCCGGCGUCCACUCUACCUCCAGCCUGCCCGGGGGGCUCACCGCUCUGGGGUUCGACGGCCACGGGUCCCCCUCCCCCCUCUCCCUGCCCGUCUCCCUCCUGGGGCCCAAACACGAACUGGGCCUGCCGCUCCUGCCCCCCUCCCUGCACCCUGUGCACCCGGACAUCAAGCUGCAGAGGCUGCCCUUCUACGACGUGCUGGACGAGCUCAUCAAGCCCACCAGCCUGGCCACGGACAACAGCCAGCGGUUUCAGGAGACGUGUUACGCGUUUGCGCUGACCCCUCAGCAGGUCCAGCAGAUCAGCAGCUCCAUGGACAUCUCUGGGACCAAGUGUGACUUUGCUGUUCAGGUUCAGUUACGGUUUUGUUUGUCAGAGACGAGCUGUCCUCAGGAAGACCAUUUUCCUUCCAAUCUGUGUGUGAAGGUGAACAGCAAACCCUGCAACCUCCCAGGCUACCUUCCUCCCACAAAAAACGGAGUGGAACCCAAGCGACCAAGUCGCCCCAUCAACAUCACGUCGCUAGUCAGACUGUCCACCACUGUGCCCAACACAAUUGUUGUGUCGUGGACCUUAGAGAUUGGCAGGAGUUUCUCAAUGGCUGUGUACCUGGUGCGACAGCAGACCUCCACCACUCUGCUACAGAGACUACGAGCGAAAGGCAUUCGCAACCCGGAUCACUCCAGAGCACUCAUCAAAGAGAAGCUGACUGCUGACCCCGACAGUGAGAUUGCCACCACCAGUCUUCGUGUCUCUCUACUGUGUCCGCUGGGGAAGAUGCGCCUGCUGAUCCCGUGCCGGGCGUUGACCUGUUCCCACCUGCAGUGUUUCGACGCCACGCUCUACAUCCAGAUGAACGAGAAGAAGCCCACCUGGGUGUGUCCUGUCUGCGACAAGAAGGCCCCCUACGAACACCUCAUUAUCGACGGGUUGUUUAUGGAGAUUCUCAACAGCUGUGUGGACUGUGAUGAGAUCCAGUUUAAGGAGGAUGGGAACUGGUAUCCCAUGAGGUCGAAGAAAGAGGUCACGGAGGUUUCGGCUUCGUUCAAUGGAGAUGACGAUUCGUGCCGGACAGUCGAGUCGGAGCACCAGAAGAACAGCUCGUCCCACAGCCCUAACAACCAGAAGGUGCAGGUGAUCGACCUGACGCUGGACAGCUCUUCAGACGAUGACCUAGAUGAUGAACCCCCCCCCAAAAGGGCGUGUCCCUCCUCGUCAUUGUCGCCAGCCUCGCCGCCUGCUAGCAAGGGGGUGUUGAACCUUCACAGCCAGGCAUCUCCGGUGGUCAGGGCUCCCAGCAUGCCUCCGGUUGAGCCCAGUUACAUCCCUCCCCCUCCACCACUCAUACAGGACUACCGCCACUACUACCACACCCCCAAUGACCUGGACCUCAACUUCUUCUCCUUCCUCCAGGGGGACAACCAUCAGCAUUAUAAUAUGGUGAUGGCAGCAGCUGCGGCAGCCUCCGCCUCGUCUUCGGACGACCACGACCUUCUCCUCAACCGCUUCCUGCCCUAUAGCUCCUCCCAGAUGUUCCUGGACCAACCAGGGACCCCUGGGGGCGGGAGCAGUGCCCUGGCACCAGCCAACGGGGGCAGCAACAGUGGCAGCAGCUCCAGCCUGGUGUCGUCCGGCAGUCUGAGGGACCGGGAUCGGGACAGAGACAGUCACUCCAACCGGUCGGAUCCAACCGGAGCAGUCAUCUAUGGCUCCAUACCGGACGUGAUCUCGCUAGACUGAAAGGGUCGGGGCAUCGUCCACAGAACUGAAAAACAACUUGAGGGAGGAAAAUAUAAACUGAUGUUUUUUUCUGUAAAUAUCAGAAGAAAAUGAAACAAGAAGAAAACAAUGCUAUGUACAGAGAGGAAAAAUCUAUUUUCAAUUUGACUUCUGUAUAUAAACUUUCAACAGGACGCCGCUCAAUGGCAACGUCUGUGAUGAGUAACUUCAGUUGAUAUUUUUCUGUGAAUACUGAAGAUUUUUUCACGCCCUCUUUCUCCACGUGGUCCCUGAUUAUAUUGUACCUUUUGUACUUCGUUUAUACUCUGUUUUAUUUGAAUAUUCCAUGUUGAUGGCAUUAUUUCUGUCUCAGAACAUGUUUUGACUGUGCUACAGAGCGAGAAGAGAAUCUGUCCAAGUUUGUUUUGUCAUCACUGUAGAUUAUUUUCCUUUAAACAUUCAUUCAUUCUGUGGUCAAUAUUAUUAUAUUUAAUAAUUUUCAAUGUAUUAUUUAUGAUGCUUUUAAGUUAUGUUGGCUCAAAGUGUGCUGUUUAAAAGCAUUCCCUGUCAUGUUCCCUGCUAAAUGUCACUUUGUCACCAGGAAUACACAGGCUAGUCUGGUUUCAAGUCUGUCACUGGUGUCAUAAUGGAGUGGAAUGAUGACACAGACCGGCUGCAUACUGGCUGGUUGUGGAUCCACUGUGUUGGGUUUUCUAUCUCUCAUGACAUCCAGCUUUUAUGGAGCUGCUCAAUCCUCAUUUUCCUACAGUCCAUUCUUGAUUGUUUUCACGUAAUACCCAGGCUGUAUUUUCUGGUAAAGUCUAAUUUAAGUAGUACCUACAGCAGAUGUACAUUUGGGACUCUCAUUUCUCAAGACAGUUUAUUUAUGGAGCCUUUAUAUGAAAUGUAAGCACUUAUCUUUUCACCUGGGGUGUUUCUUUGACUCGUUAAUGAUCACUGCUCACCAAACCAAAAUGCAUUAUGAUAGCAUUUAGUUUGGAACAGAGAUCUGCUUGGCUUUGUAUACAUGCCAUCUGUGUCAGUCGCUCUCUCACACACUCCCCCUCUGACCCCUGACCCUGGUGGAUCUAUAACCAGUCCUUAUCCCUGCCUUGUCCUGAGGGUCUAAUAGUGGUAGUUGUCCUGUUCCUCAGUGUCUGUGCUAUAAUGCCAUUUGAAUACCUGACAGAGGUUGAGUGUGCGCUAGCCUAACUCACCUCAUGGACCUGAGCGGCCCUGCAUUGGCUUAGGUGUUUUCUCUUUACGUUGCUCUUUGCCAGACUGUUGCAGCAACUAGGAUGGACACAGAACCAGGCUGUAGGUCACAUGGUGGUAUCUCCUAAAGUCACUGCCGCCAUUACGCUAUCUUAAGGUCCGUUUGCUCCCUUUCUGUGUACUCAGUAUUAUUUAUUUCCUUUAUAUUAUUUUGGCAUUUUUGGUUGAUUUAUCGCUACACAUUGCUAUUGUAUAUGAUGUUUCUUUUGUAAUGAUAUGAUUCAUGCUAUUUAAAGAGACCAUUGUCACUUCAUAUGCACCAUUGUAACAAACAUCUUCAGUUUUUGCUUUGUCUUCUGUCUGUUUUGCUAUUGAAUGAUGUCCAUAUCACAAUAGUGGCUUGGAGCAUAAUGACUGCCUCUAUGGUCUACUGUGCUGUUUGAUCAUUGUAUGUAUUAAACAGAUACAAGAAGUGGACAACCAGUGGA